AUGGCUCGCACGAAGCAGACGGCCCGCAAGUCCACCGGUGGCAAGGCUCCCAGGAAACAAUUGGCCACCAAGGUGCUCAGAUCUUCCUCUUCCCCUUUUUCUAGGGUUUUCGCUCCUCUCCUGCUUCCUCCUGGAUUAAUUCCUUCUAUCGAUACAUCUGCAGGCUGCUAGGAAGUCUGCCCCGACCACAGGCGGGGUGAAGAAGCCCCAUCGCUACCGUCCCGGCACUGUUGCUCUGAGGUAACUUCGUCCCGCUAUAAAUCUUGUUGUUGACGUGGUGUGUUGUGUUUUUCCUUGGUCUGAUACCAUUUCCACGAUUGUUAUUCAGGGAAAUCCGCAAGUAUCAGAAGAGCACAGAGCUGCUGAUCAGGAAGCUCCCGUUCCAGAGGUUGGUGAGGGAGAUUGCACAGGAUUUCAAGACCGAUCUCAGAUUUCAGAGCCACGCGGUCCUCGCUCUCCAAGAAGCGGCCGAAGCCUAUCUAGUGGGACUCUUUGAGGACACCAAUCUCUGCGCAAUUCACGCCAAGCGCGUAACAAUCAUGCCCAAGGAUAUCCAGCUCGCCCGCCGUAUCCGCGGAGAACGUGCCUAA
Messenger RNA from Spirodela intermedia, 590 nucleotides. The record is from the annotation of a GenBank genome assembly. NCBI's taxonomy places the organism in Eukaryota, Viridiplantae, Streptophyta, Magnoliopsida, Alismatales, Araceae.